Messenger RNA from Babesia bovis T2Bo, 5557 nucleotides. RefSeq lists its product as uncharacterized. The transcript has a single exon. NCBI's taxonomy places the organism in Eukaryota, Apicomplexa, Aconoidasida, Piroplasmida, Babesiidae. The record is from RefSeq and is a predicted model, not a curated record. The coding region runs from base 51 to 5537 and encodes 1828 amino acids.
AUUUUACAUAAAGGUAUAGGAUCAUCCAUUCUCUUUCGGUUGAUUUCAAAAUGGCGAAGGAAGAACAUGAAAUGCCAUUGUACUUUCGAAAUAAAGUGGCGUUUAGCAUUGGCACAUUACAACGUUCGGAUGAGCGGGUUGAAGCCCAAAAACGAAUACAAAAAGGUAGCGUACAGACGUAUUUCGAUAUCAUCAAAUUUGAUAAUGGCCCUUUACCAUUUAAUUCCAUCGUGUUCCUACCGCCGGGUGAUUGUGUCUAUUUAAACGUAGAUGAAAAGGCGUUGCAUCGAUUUAGGUCGCGCACUAAAGUUGCACUCUGCGAAUCUGAUCUAAAAGUUUUUGCUAGAGUGGUGCUAGACGAUGGUGGGCGUAGAUAUAUUCCUUUGUCUUUAAUGGAUAAUACAGAACGCAUGUGGUUGGCGUUUGUUUACGAAAUCGACGAAGAUACAGAAGAUACUACAACACUAGUUGAUGCACUCUUGAUAGCAGGGAGUUUUCAAACUGCUUCAUACAUACUUUUACGCCAUAAAGAUGCAACUGAAUCAUGGACCAAUAUUCCAGAUACUGGAGAUUCAAUGUAUUACGGUAACAAUGUCCUUGAUACAAUCGAUAAUAACGAAGCAGUAACAGCUGCUAAAGCUGUAGUAAAGAUGGAAAUACCAGAAUCUACUAAUGGGCAUCCUGACGAUUUACUUUAUCAGUUAAGGCAAUAUACUGUUGAUGCCCAAUUAAAGACACUCUUCGAAGUUCGAGAAGUCUGCGCCUCUAAAAACCAUGAAGAGAGUAAAAUAAAACAUUUGGUUGGACGUUUGAAUUCAUUCGUUGAAGUGGAAGGCGAUGUUAACGACUAUGAUGAUCUGGAGAAUUGCCUAAUGGACUGUUAUAGAUAUACGAAAUUCAUUUUCUCUGACAAAAUACCAUUAGAAGAAUGUAUAAUACCAGUAGUUAAAAAAUGUAUUGAAAAUAUGUCUUUCGACUAUGAAAAUGUUUACUAUAUCGUCCUACGCACUAUGAUAAGAGAUUGUGAUGUUGCAUAUCGACUGAUGUUCGAUAUGGGCUUCGGAAAUGUCUUAAUUGAAAAACUCAUAGAUACUGAAUCAAAACGUUGGAUACAGAGAGAGGUCAUGCUGAAUCUAUUGACCGAAAUCCUAGCCCAUGGCAAAUGUAUGAGGAACUUCAUACGUAAUGAUCUAACAGGGAAAGGGGAAAGCUUAUGUGAUAUGCUAAUAAUGGGCAUAGCGAAAUUGCGAAUGUUCUCGCUGGGAAACAUGAAACAGUACCUUGAGGAUAUAGGAAAACGUGUUGAACUGUUCUUGGUCCUAUCACGAGUUGAACAGAUGUACGACAAACUUGAACCUAAGCUUAAAAAAACAGAUGAAUCGCAAUAUGGACAUCUUGAAACCUUGGUCCAAGCCAUCAAUGAAGCUAUAGAUAUGGUAAAACUCCAUCAAGUUGGCAAUAUGGGUCAUUCGGGCUUAACGGACAUGUCUAAAAUCAAGCAGUAUACCGUGUCUUACGUAAUGGAAACAAGGCUACCCUUUGUAGUCACUGGAGUAAUGGCUGCUCUGUUGUCUCAUUUGGAAGGUUUCCCUGUAUCUCCUCUUCAUAUUGGUGUCAUGUUGGAACGUCCACUAUGGUUGGUUUCUCAUUACAUCAAUCUGGUUGAUUUCGAAGAGUGCCUUUUUCAUAUGGAAGGCGUAUGCAACUUUGCUGGAGGUAUGGUCAUUAACAAUGUCGUCAAAAAUGACAAGUAUGCAAAUUCCAGAAUUACUUACUGCAAAAAGCAAUGUGAGCGUAUGAUCAUACACACAAUCAUGCUCAAGAUGAUAGCAAAGUUAUUUGGUAAUACUUCGUGUCCACAAAUAGUAAGUGUUAUCUAUCGGGUUUGUAGGAACUAUUCUUGUGGUUAUAAAGUAAUGGCCACAAUACUUGCUGAAGAAAAUGUUAUACAAGAAAUCCUUUAUAUCGUUACGUCAGCCAUAAAGCAUGUCCAAUCGUCGGGUUUUAAUUCCACUGGGCCAAAGGAUAAUAUGGAAUUGUGGCAAUUGAUAAAUAUAAUAUGUACGACUGUGAUAAAAGACGAAAGUGGCAUGCUACUAUAUGUUUUAGGGAAGAAGUUAAUAUCACCAUUGUCAGAAUUCCUGGAAGCGUUUCAACCGCAAGUAUCUGCAAUAGUCGAUUUAGAUUUGCAGCCUAUCUGUGAUCUACAUGAUACACUUAAAAGGCUUUUUAACUCGUCUGCAUUAAAACGAGGAUCACAAGAAAAGCGUUAUUUUGAGUCAGUUGAACUAUACCUGUCAGACUUAUUAAUCGAUUCGGGUAUUGAACUUCGACCGGAUAUGAUGAAACAAAGCUAUUCUAAGGCGUUACACAUGAAUACUAUGUCACUCGUGUCAGAUAAAAUGCCGAACAGUGUGUUCUUGAUGGAUCCGUUACUCUGCAAAACUAUGACCAAAUCUAUGUUAACGGAGGAAUUGGGUACAGUCUAUAACCAAAGCGAAGCACAUGUAGAAAUUGGAGGCGUAUAUUGGUCAUCAAAUGAAAAUUGUGUAAUCAAAGGCUCUGAGCUUGGUGUAUCUGAAGAUAAAAUGAACCAUUAUCGCACCUGCGAGCUCUACGUUGCGCCACCGGAUCGGUUGCCCGAAUAUGUAACCUAUGGCAUAACAUUAUUAAGAUUUGCGAGUACAAUGGAAGAAUACAGUUCAGUAUUCACUGAAAUGUUCCAAACUAGGGAAAAUACCAAAACAUUCCUAAGGCUAUGGGUACAUACGGCUGCAUCCAUAUGUCCCACUGUAGAUACCCUUAUCAAUGCGGAUAUUGGUGUCUUUAACGCAUCGCUGGGGUAUGAGUGGUUCUUUUCCAGUGCAGAUGCAAUCCCAAUGGUCACAAAUAUGGCGCAAAUUAUGUAUGCUGUGUUGCAUCAUAUAUCGGGUGAUCCAUACUGCCAUGAAGAUACAAAUGAACAGAGGCCUGUAACUAGCGCCCCGUUACGGUAUAUUAAUGAUGAUGUGCUUGACCUAGUACUUGUAUCCGUAUGCAACGUUAUGAUCACAAAGCGCUGGUCUAUUGAAGGUCAGUUGGGAAGAGCAUCUCGCAAAUGUCUGAUAUGGUUGACAAAGUUGAUGUCGUAUUGGUAUCGAAGAUUUCAAAAGUCACAAGGGUAUCUCAUGAAUAAAUUGAUGGGUAGCUACACAUCUAUACCAUUUAUGGCUGACGGAGCAGCGCUACUUAUUGUGGCAUGCGGCCCGGUGAUAAAUCCCAACGCAGCAGUUGAAAUACAUCCACAGGCAGAUUCCACGGGUCACCUGGGUCUUGACCAUAGGACAGUUCGUGUUCAUUUUGAAGGCCAACUAUAUAACGUCAGCUUAUCCGGCAAUGAAGUGACGUUGGACGAUGUUCCUAACGCCGCAUUUUGGGGCUUGAUACGCCGGAUCGAAAGCUUAAAUCUGCCAAUAUUUGCGGAUUUUAUGUGUACAGUUGUAUCAAGGUGCUAUGCAACCAAUCCCUGCACUGUGGUCUUGGCAAGUGAGAUUAUUAACUUUCUAAUCAUAGGUAAUGUCCCAAUUAUGGAACUAGUAAAUACUCUUACUAAAAACUGCUUAGAAGAUUGUAUAAAAGGAGGCACUGACGCCAACAGAUCAGGGAAUAUAUCAGCUACAGCGUAUCGUCUUUUGACCUUUGCUUCACUUUUGGCCAAAGCAGUUGUCUCCAACGAGAACAUAGAGCCGUCGAUACUAGUGCGCGUCAACUAUUGGAUCCUAAAUUUAUUCAGUCACUAUGCGAAGAAUUUCAAGUCAUUGGCCGAAGGCUGUUAUAAGGCACUUUUUGAGGGCUACGUCCACAUUUUCAUUUGCCAUAACAACCUGUGGGAAAAUCACAAUUCUGUAGUCACUCGUCAUCCAGAAUUCAAUAAUUACAUAAAGCAUAUCAAUGGAGCUGUGUACUGGAUUUGUAAUGCUCUAAAUGGUUGUAGGGCGAAAGACACUGAAAAUCCUGAUGAUGGAUCACAUAAUCAAAAGAUGAACCCUGUCGACUAUGAUGAUUGUAGCCGGAUAGAUGGUACUUUGAAUGUAUCGUGGGAAACGAUUUUAACAGGAGUCAUGGCGCUUAAAUACGCAUUUGAGAUGCCAUUCACUGGAUUGAAUAUACUAUAUACUGUGUUGUCCGGUCCCAUGGAACUCAUUGUCAAAAUUAUAAAUAAGCAAAUUGAUUCGGAAAUCAUCAAGGUUACCCCUUCGGCUACAUUAGCGCUGUAUGGAAUAGUACGUCAAUUGUGCGAGGCUUUACAGCAACAUAAUAUUGAUGAUAUGUCACCUGGAUCACUCCCCUCGGAUGCCACUCUGCAAUUACUCAUUAUGCAGUUGAUACACGAUAUUUGUGCAUCCAUACAUCAAACGGGGGCAUCACAGGAUGUAUUCGUAUGUGCUCUAAUCCAUGGGACGUCUCAUGCUCAGGAAGUCGAUAUGAUAACUAACGAAAAUAGGGUUAAUCCCACAGAUGGAGCACAAUCAUUGCCUCACGAUGAUAUAUACUCAGAUAUAGUUGGUUCAUCUAAAACCCGUAAUCAACGUAAAGUUUUGGCGCUGAGUACUCCUAAGGUUGCAAUUGACAGUAUGAAUGUAUUCCAGGGAAUCAUGGAUGCACUAAAAGUAUUUCGUGAUAACGCUGCUACUGCACUAGAGCAUGAGUAUAUAGGAGCCAUGGACCGUGUGGCAUUGUCUUCACAAAUCGCAAACGUUUUACUUUUGCUAAAUGCAUUUGACGCUUUGUCUCGGGCAAUAGCACGAGAUGCAGCUGAACGAACGCCGCCCAAAUCCCUUCCUGGUUAUUUAUUUUUGAAGGCACCGUCAUAUAGUCGAUUAUUUCGUCAAGCGAUUGGUGAUACAUGGUCAACUAGUUGGUGUAACCGUAACUCAACGCGGUCCAUACUCCAACGUGUUUUACGGAUGAUGAAAUGUGAUGAUUAUGAAACGAAUACAUGUAUGGUUUUACAACAUGUACCUAGCCCGUUGUCCACCGAUAACAGUAUGGAUGUUCAAUGGCUUUCAAAGUGUUUCAUGUAUAAUGGCAGCCCUGAAUCCGUUCAGAUGUGGAAGACUAUCAGGUUUUUGGCUACAUCGAAACUAUUAUUUGCUGAUGAACUCAAGCAAUAUGACCCAAUCAAAACCAAGAAAAUAGACCGUCCCCAUCCAAAUGAGGGAACACGAUAUUUGCGUAGCGUAAGUACACGUGCGCCAUCCAAACAUGUGGAUGCAUAUGAAUCGGAGAAAACGGGGGCACCCGAUGAAGAGGAAGAAUGCACAUUCUCCCAAGAAAAUAUAGAGAAGGCAGUUGCACAACUGAAUGGUGUCAUAACAUCGCAAACGUGGUUGGACUUCGAUAACGACCUUGUGACUAAUGGGCUAAAUCUAAGAUCCGUAUUGGUGAAUCCAGGGAUCCUUAAAGAAUAUUCCGCCAGAGCCACAUUCCUUAAUGCUUUAUCUAGGCAUGUUCUUAUAAAGGAGCUGCUUAUAUCGGUGGGCGUUGAUGUGCGUUGAGCUGCCUGGUGCAGACUUGU